Molecule: messenger RNA, 621 nt
Organism: Ooceraea biroi (clonal raider ant)
Lineage: Eukaryota; Metazoa; Arthropoda; Insecta; Hymenoptera; Formicidae
Molecular function (GO): zinc ion binding; nucleic acid binding
Source: RefSeq, a predicted model, not a curated record
AUGAUUAUCUCAAAGAUACUGGCAACUUUACCUCUGAGUUUCAAGUAUUUUGCUAGUGCGUGGGAAUCCACUGCUAAGAGAGACAGGACGUUGGAUAAUCUCACGGCGCGACUCAUAGCCGAGAAGAUGAGAAGUGCAGAAAGUCAAACCGAAGAGAAAGCGGUGGCAUUCAGGGCGACGAAUAGGAAAUGCCAUAAGUGUCACAAAUCAGGACAUAUAGCAAAAGACUGCAGAGUAAAAACACACACAAAUAACAUAGAAGUUCGAUGCUUCAAAUGCAACAAGACUGGUCACAUAGCGAGAUCGUGUAACAACAAGAAGGAGAAGAUUGAAACGUUCUGCAACAUCUGCAAGAGAAAUAAUUAUGUUGAUAAAGACUGCUUCUAUAGGAAGAAGAAAGAAGGAAAGCAGGAUGACACAGAUAAAGUUUCAUUCCUGGCGAAAGGAAUGGAAUCAAGUGAAAUCUGGAUAGUAGAUUCUGGAUCGACUUCUAAUAUGACAAACAAAAAAGAUUACCUCAGGAAUUAUGAAGAGGAUAAAUCGACAAUAGGAGUAGCGAAGAUGCAGAGACGAUGGUUGCACAUGGAAAAGGAUCCAUCGAGUUUGAAAAUUGCAGGCUGA